AUGGAUCUCGUGUUGGAAAUCGCAGACUCCUUUGUCCUUGAUAAGCUCUACGCCAAGGCCUUGCCUAAGGACGGUGCCGUGGCUCAGUACUUCAAUAGCCAUUUUGGUUCCAAAAACGCAACCACUACCCAUGGCAUCCCAGCUCCUGUGACCUACUUGGCCUCCAUGGCGGGUAAACUCCAGAGAAAAGACGAGGUUUAUGGUCACUUUCCUCAGUUUUUCGAUUUUGACGAGUAUACCCACGCGUCGAUGCUUCUGAGAAGCAACUUGGUGCGUGAGUUCUUAUCCAUCUUUGUUAUUACGGCUGUGUUUGGAUGGAUCUUGUACUUUUCCGUGGCGUCCCUUUCGUACUUUUUCGUGUUUGACAAGAAGAUCUUCAACCACCCUCGUUACUUGAAGAACCAGGUGUCGUUGGAGAUCUACAGAGCCACCACGGCUAUCCCAGUGAUGGUGCUCCUCACGGUGCCCUUCUUCUUGGCCGAGCUCAACGGCUUCUCGAAGUUGUACUUCUCCGUCAACGAAUCCACAGGCGGCUGGAAGGCCAUCUUCUUGCAAUUCCCCUCCUUUAUUCUUUUCACAGACUGCGGUAUCUACUUCAUCCACAGAUGGCUCCACUGGCCCUCUGUCUACAAGAAGUUGCACAAGCCUCAUCACAAGUGGAUCGUGUGCACGCCUUUUGCAUCCCACGCCUUCCACCCUGUUGACGGCUGGUUCCAGUCGUUGCCAUACCACCUCUAUCCAUUGGUGUUCCCCUUGCACAAGGUGUCGUACCUCCUUUUGUUCACGUUCGUGAACUUCUGGACCGUCAUGAUCCACGAUGGCCAGUACAUGCUGAACGACCCUGUGGUGAACGGAACCGCUUGCCACACAGUGCACCACUUGUACUUCAACUACAACUACGGUCAGUUCACGACCUUGUGGGACCGUUUGGGCCGCUCGUACAGAAGACCCGAGGACUCGUUGUUCGCCAAGGACACCGACAAGAGCGCCGAGGAGAAGGAGUGGAAGGAGCAGACCAGAAAGAUGGAGGCCAUCAGAGGCGAGCUCGAGGGUAAGGACGACGACAGGGAGUAUGGGAAUUAG
This is a messenger RNA of Candidozyma duobushaemuli, 1083 nucleotides long. RefSeq names its product C-5 sterol desaturase (gene ERG3). Lineage: Eukaryota; Fungi; Ascomycota; Pichiomycetes; Serinales; Metschnikowiaceae. Gene Ontology annotation, biological process: lipid biosynthetic process. The coding region runs from base 1 to 1083 and encodes 360 amino acids. The record is from RefSeq and is a predicted model, not a curated record. The transcript has a single exon. Gene Ontology annotation, molecular function: iron ion binding; oxidoreductase activity.